AUGGUAAGGUUUAGAAAGUUGAAUGGUGGAUUAUGGGGCAGUGAAGAAAAAUUAAAUGAAACAGUUGAAGAUGAAGAUUUUGGUUUCCCCAUGGAUGAAGAUGAUCAAGAUAACCUUAUAAAGAAACUCGAAAGAAGAAAUUAUAAAGAGCGUGAAACAAGUAUACAGAUAUUAAGUAUGUUAUUACUAGUAUGUGCUGGAAUUUUCCUAGCAAUGGCAACACGAGUUAAAUCUAGAGAUAUUGCAUCAAUGCUUUUAGCUGGUGUUCCGUCAAUUGUUUGUUCAUGGAUGACUUUGCGUUAUAAUUUAGUUAAUGAUUAUUGUCUUUUUAAAAGUUUUAGGUUAUAUGUUAAUGAAAGGUAUAUUGAUAUCCUUAAUUAUACAAUUCUUAUCCUAAUUUCAUGGGUUAGUUGGAAUGAAUAUGAAAAUGAUUGGCAAUUACAAUUAUUAUUUCAAAUUCCUUUAUUACUAAAAAUUACUGCUAUAAUUAUGAAAAGUUGGUCCCUUGAGUUGGAUAAAGAGUUUGAUUCGUUGCGAGCACUUAAAUAUAAAUAUAAAAGCGCGUGA
Molecule: messenger RNA, 567 nt
Organism: Maudiozyma saulgeensis
Lineage: Eukaryota; Fungi; Ascomycota; Saccharomycetes; Saccharomycetales; Saccharomycetaceae
Source: the annotation of a GenBank genome assembly